AUGGCAGGACAGCGUUGUAUGGCGCUUUGCACAGCCGUCCUUGUUGGAGAGGCUCGCUCAUGGGUCAACGACAUUGUUGAAAGAGCCAAGAAGUUCAGCGUAAAUGCAGGAUGGAAAGACGGAGCCGAAAUCGGCCCGGUGAUCUCAAAGGCUUCACAGGAGCGCGUAAUCAGUCUCAUUGCUAGCGCGAAGAAGGAAGGAGCUGGUGUCCCGCUUGAUGGAAGCAAACACGUCGUCCCUGGCUUCGAAAACGGCUACUUCGUUGGGCCAACAAUCAUCACCGGAGUAAAGCCAAAUAUGACUUGCUACAAGGAGGAGAUCUUCGGCCCUGUCCUUAUUCUCAUGGAAGCUGAAACCUUGAAUGAUGCCAUUGAGAUUCUGAACAACAACCCCUACGGAAACGGAGCUGCCAUUUUCACAGCCAAUGGCGCUGUUGCUAGAAAGUUCAUCAACGAGGUAGAAAAUGGCCAUAUCGGUGUGAACGUGCCUGUGCCCAUCCCCCUGCCCAUGUUCUCUUUCACUGGAUCGCGCGGUUCGUUCAGAGGCGACUUGAACUACUACGGAAAGGCCGGACUUCAAUUCUACACACAGUGGAAGACCGUCACGCAACACUGGGGCGAGAACCUGGCCGAUAUGAAGCGUCAAAUGUCUUUCCCUAAGUAG
Messenger RNA from Ostertagia ostertagi, 663 nucleotides. Lineage: Eukaryota; Metazoa; Nematoda; Chromadorea; Rhabditida; Trichostrongylidae. The record is from the annotation of a GenBank genome assembly.